CAUGAUCAUUAAUGCAACCGUGACGCUCCGAGUUGGCCCCGACUUAUGAUUUAUCGUUCUACUAUUAACAAACGUUUUUCGGCUAAAUCCAAUCCUGCAUGCUGCAGUUGAAAACUUUAGAUUCAAAACGCCCCACCAGCGCUACUGUGAUUUCCUCUUAUACCCGGACAGUGGAACCAGCCAGAUUGUCCCCUCUUCUUUGCGCUUCGUGAUAGAACCUUCGUUUUUACGUUGAUCUUGCCGUAGCUCUUAUUAGCUCUUAUUAGAAGCCCAGGCGCAUCAUAUCGAUCCCUUGCCUGCCAGCCUAGCAGCACGAUGUCUGAACAAGCAGAAGGCAGAGAGACUCGCCAGAGAACUGCUCUCGAGGAGUAUGAACAAUCUGGCGAGGGCCGACCCCCUUUCAUUCUGACAUAUACCGAGGUCAAGCUCCUGGGCAUUGCUGGGGUUGGCUUUUUCUUAGAUGCUUAUGACUUGUUCAUUAUCAAUCCCGUAUCUACCAUGCUGCAGUUUAGGCUGUACGGAAGCGGAACCAUGCCCUCCAACCUGCAAGGUUUAUUGAAAGCCGCUGCCAACAUCGGAAGUGUGAUCGGCCAGUUCCUGUUCGGCUACUGUGCUGAUGCCUUCGGGAGAAAGGCAAUCUACGGAAAAGAGCUUAUGCUCAUCAUCAUUGCGACUAUCCUCUGCAUUUCUACACCUACAGGCACGCUCUCCCCAACCGGGUGCCUGAUCUACUUGACCAUGUUCCGUAUCCUGCUUGGCGUGGGUGUCGGCGGCGACUACCCCAUGUCGGCUUCCGUGACAAGUGACCGUGCCGUGCUCCGUAAGCGUGGAACCAUGCUCGCAUACAUCUUCGCCAACCAGGGAUGGGGCAGCUUCAUGGGGUCGCUGAUGAAUAUCAUCGUUCUGGCAUGCUACAAGCACGUCAUGAAUGAUGAAAAUGAGACAUCCAAGGUCGACGGAGUGUGGAGGAUCAUCGUUGGAUUGUCGCUCAUUCCAGCUUUUGGGACACUCUACCAGCGCUUGACACUCCCCGAAUCCACGCGUUUUAAGAAGUCGCAGGAUGCAGAAUUAGUUGAAGAGGGUGACUUGAAGAAAGAGACGUUGGUGGUCGAAGCUCAUGUUCAUGCUACCGGAUCGGAAGGAAGUGUCGAUGAGAAACGUUCUACUGUGCCUGCACACAAGAAGGCUCAUUUCCGAGAUGUUUUUCAGUACUUCUCCGAAUGGAGACACCUCAAGAUACUCAUCGGAACUUGCUCGUGCUGGUUUCUACUAGACAUUGCCUUCUACGGCAUUAAUUUGAACACGAAUGUAGUGCUCACUGAGAUAGGUUACGCCGGGGGAUCGGGCACGCCCUGGGAGAAGCUCUUCAAGGUCGCUACAGGAAACAUCAUCAUCACCGCACUAGGAUUUGUGCCAGGCUACUACGUGACUGUGCUCACCAUCGAGAAACUCGGCCGCAAGACCAUUCAAAUCAUGGGAUUCCUGAUGGAAGCUCUGUUCCUGGGCAUCUUGGCUGGGAAAUUCCAUACCUUGAGCACUGCAGCAUUCAUAGUAAAUUUCACGCUUCUCCAGUUCUUUUUCAAUUUCGGAGCCAAUGCUACCACUUACUGCUAUCCCGCUGAGGUAUUCCCCACUCGCUACCGAGCUUUUGCGCACGGCAUGUCCGCGGCAUGCGGGAAAUCAGGAGCAAUCAUAUCUGCACUCGUAUUUAACUCCCUCACAACCUCGAUCGGGACACCUGCUGUGCUUUGGAUCUUCGUCGGUUGCUCACUUCUCGGUGCUGGUAUGAAAAACUAUGAUUUCCUUUCGGGAACGUAUUGUCUGACGAGCUGGUUUGCAGCUUUCACGUUCCUUUUGCCUGAAGUUGCUGGUCGUGACCCAGAUGCGAUCCUCGCAGAGGAGCUGAGAGAGCGACAGUAG
Messenger RNA from Suillus paluster, 1920 nucleotides. Its product is annotated as major facilitator superfamily domain-containing protein. Gene Ontology annotation, cellular component: membrane. Lineage: Eukaryota; Fungi; Basidiomycota; Agaricomycetes; Boletales; Suillaceae. The record is from RefSeq and is a predicted model, not a curated record. The transcript is spliced from 16 exons. Gene Ontology annotation, biological process: transmembrane transport. The coding region runs from base 316 to 1920 and encodes 534 amino acids. Gene Ontology annotation, molecular function: transmembrane transporter activity.